Molecule: messenger RNA, 1647 nt
Organism: Peniophora sp. CBMAI 1063
Lineage: Eukaryota; Fungi; Basidiomycota; Agaricomycetes; Russulales; Peniophoraceae
Source: the annotation of a GenBank genome assembly
AUGGCACCCCUCGAUACUUCUCCGCCGUCACUUCUGUACUGGAUAGCAGCAGGGAUUCUCCUGGCUGCGAUCGUGGCCAUCCGCUAUAUCCGUGGUUCCACGCUCAAGGACAUCCGCGGGCCGCGAAGCUCGUCCUUCUGGACAGGUAACAUUGGCGACUACAAAUAUCAACGUGAGGUUGGCGAACUCGAGUUUCAAUGGCUCAAGAAGUACGGUGGAGCCUGGAAGAUUCACGACCCUCUUGGUGGUGAACGUCUGAUGCUCGCAGACCCGAAAGGCUUGCAGUAUGUCCUGCAGACGUCCGGGUAUCGUUUCCCUAAGAACGCUAUCUCUCAAGGCGAGAUCCACAUGAUCUUCGGUGACGGAAUUCUUUGGGCCCAAGGCGAUCAACAUCGCAAGCAUAGGAAAAUCAUGAACCCCGCGUUCUCUGUUCCUCAGCUCAAGUCCUUCCUGCCGGUCUUCUUGGGUUACGCGGAAAAGCUAGUACAAAAGUGGAAAGAAGAGGAGAUCACGCCUGGUCAGGGUGCUGUUGAGCCCGUCAUCAACGUUUACUCGUGGCUGUCUCGUACGACGCUCGACGUCAUUGGCGAGGUCGGGUUCGGUUUCCAAUUCGGUUCUUUGAAUAACAAGAAGAGCGAACUUGCUGCGGCAUACGAGGGGCUUUUCCUGGAAGGUAACCUCUAUCCGGCACGCUGGUUCCUCGUCUUCCGCUCCCUUUGGCGCUACAUCCCUGCAUCGGUUCUGUGGUACAUGCGCUACCUCCCAAACCGCGAGUCUCGCCGCUUCCGCGACUACCUGGACUACCUCCGCAAGUUCGGUCGUGAGCUUGUAUCACAAGCUCAGGUCGACAACGAAGCGGCUGCGAAGGACGUUAUGAGCGUGCUACUGCGUGCCAAUGGAGCCGAAGAGGCGAGCCUGAAGCUGAGCGAUAUCGAGCUCAUCGACCAGAUCUCCAACAUCAUACUUGCCGGGCACGAUACGUCAUCCUCUACUCUGAGCUUCUGGCUUUUGGAACUCGCGCGCCACCCUGACUGGCAGAGGCGCGUGCGCGAGGAAAUCCGUGCCGUGCGCCGCAAGCUCGCAGAUGCCGGCGAGUCCGGCUUCUCUUUGGCUGAUCUGGAGGGAAUGUCUGUCAUGCACGCGACGUUAAAGGAAGCUAUGCGUUUGCAUCCUAUCGUCCCGUCACUCGAGCGCAAGGCUGGUCAAGACGACGUGAUACCGCUCGCAAACCCAAUCAUCGGCAAGUCCGGCAAAGCCAUCACUUCGAUUCCAGUCAAAAAGGGUCAAGAGAUUCACAUCAACAUCGGGUCUUACAACCGAAACCCUGAGGUGUGGGGUGCCGACGCGGACGAAUUCAACCCGGAUCGGUUCUCGAAACUUGACAAGUCUGGAAUGACCCCAGUCGGUCUUUACGCGAACCUACUUACAUUCUCUGCCGGUGUCCGUGGCUGCAUAGGUUGGCGCUUCGCGAUCAUCGAGAUCCAGGCGAUAGCCGCGACGCUCAUCGAGAACUACGAGUUUGCGCUCCCGCCUCAGACGAAGGAAAACGCCGUCAGGCGCAUGCCGACCGUGAUCAUGGCGCCGGCAACGGAUGCUCAUCCAGAGGGCUGGCUGGGCUUGAAGGUCAAGUACUGCGGGGAGAAGUGA